Messenger RNA from Pleurotus ostreatus (oyster mushroom), 1155 nucleotides. RefSeq lists its product as uncharacterized. The record is from RefSeq and is a predicted model, not a curated record. The coding region runs from base 1 to 1155 and encodes 384 amino acids. NCBI's taxonomy places the organism in Eukaryota, Fungi, Basidiomycota, Agaricomycetes, Agaricales, Pleurotaceae. The transcript has 8 exons.
AUGGAUUCUUAUGACGAAAAGACAGGUAUUCGGACAGGCCACCGCUUUUAUGUAGAAGGUGAUCAGUCCUAUCAGAUGUCUAAUGAGCUUUGGACAGCAGGAUCCACUGUCUCGUUCCGUGAUAUCAACACAUCUAGCGGUGAGCUAGGCCGGCUUUUUACGAAGAGAAGGUGUCCGAAAGCAUUCCGAUGGAAGCCACGACAACCAAAGAAGGUUUGGAGGGAGAUCAUUGUAGAGUACGCGAACGCCAGGUGUGAGCGCAACGACGUUGUAGUGACUGUCGAUGACAUGUUGGGGAUGGCUCGCCGCGCAGAGUAUAACCGGCAGGGAGAGGCGCACAUCCAAUUCAAACGCAGGUUCUCGUUCGGCACAAGUACUAGUAUUUUCAAAGUGAAAAGGACCCAAUACUACAACAGCCAUGUAUUGUUUAGUGUAAAUGUUGGUCUUGAAUUUGGGAGUAACAAGGAUUGUCUCCGCUUCAUUCACCAUGAUAUCCAUCAGUUACGCUGGAGAGAGGUCGUACAAAAUGAGAACGACGACGCGCACACCAUUGUAGAUGAUGUGUGUGAGACAGUCGCCGCUCUUGCCCUCGAUUAUCGACAUGAAGCGCUAGCUGCUAUUGAGCGCGGGCUUUCAAGCGACGACUUCGAUGUCGAGUUCACCAGACCUGAGACGCAACUGACACGCCGUCGAGCUUCUCCUCCCGCCGAGAACGAUACCCGCCGAUGCUUUGUAAUGCUGCAUCUCUCUGCAUACGCUUGGGCCCCUUGCGAUGGCCUGCCGUCAUCCAUUGCCGACGUUCAUUGGACUGCAACCGACAGCCCUCGCGCCUUUCCAUCUCGUUCUAAUCCCUUCCAAUACCUCAACAACUUCCACCUCUCACUCCCCUCAGCCGCAUCUGCGGAUCGCAGCCCCUGUUCGUCCUCGCCGCCCCGUGCAAGUCCUCUCACCAUCACCUUCUCCGCGCAGGGCAUCUCGUGCUUCACGGGCACGAAUGCCAUGUCUGCUGGCAAUGGUCUCACUAUCAACGGCACGAAUCGCACCGUUGUCGUGAACCACAUUGGUGCCGUCAUGGGGGACUAUUUUGGCAUUGUUAAUGGUGGUAAUGUUGGGGGAACUAAUAACACCAACCACGUCCAUUCGUACUCUCGCUGA